AACAACCGUGUAGCAAUUCCAGUUUCUGUUUAUGUUCAAGGCUUGAAAAAAGCACUUAUUGCUCUCUUUGCUGCAAACCCUUUUCUUCUUCACCUUCACUGCCUGUCAAUCUUUGCUUCUCAUGUUAUUACAUUACAUGAUCUCAAUAUAUGAGCAUCAUGUCAUGGUGAUGACAGUUCUUCAUGACCAACAUUUGUCAGAAAGGAAAUGAGAAGUCAUGGCCAGCAAGUGCUAUACAAUCUCUUCACAAGAAAAUCAAAAUGGUUACCCUUUUUCCUCUUCCUGUUCUACUUCUUCCUUCCCAUCCCCUUCAAUGGGAAUGGUGUAUGCAGACAUGGUAUCACUCUCUCUUAACUCCAACUUUUCAAAUGUUUCUUCAUCUCAAGAGAGUAACCAUGCCUGCAAGGGCUCUGGAUUGGAAACUGGGAGUACAAACUGGACUUUUCCAUUCAUGAGAGAGUGCCUUCCCAGAAGCUUUGAAGAAGAAAACCCCAACAUGGAUGAUGUGGAGGCAAAAAGUUCUGAUUGCAGUGAUGAGGCUGGGGAAACAAACCACAAUGCUGACUUCAAUGAAGAGAACCCUAAUGAAAACCCUUCCAUUUGCAAAGAAGGAGAUAGUGGACAAUCCAAACUGUGUGCAAGAGGGCAUUGGAGGCCUGCAGAAGAUUCCAAGCUCAAGGAACUUGUUGCUCUUUAUGGUCCCCAAAAUUGGAACUUGAUAGCUGAAAAGUUGGAAGGAAGAUCAGGGAAGAGUUGUAGGCUGAGAUGGUUCAACCAGCUUGAUCCAAGGAUUAACAGGAGGGCUUUCAGUGAAGAAGAGGAAGAAAGGCUAAUGCAGGCACAUAGAAUUUAUGGCAACAAAUGGGCCAUGAUUGCUAGGCUUUUUCCUGGAAGAACAGAUAAUGCUGUGAAGAAUCACUGGCAUGUUAUCAUGGCUAGGAAAUAUAGGGAACAAUCCAAUGCUUACAGGAGGAGAAGGCUCAACAACCAAUCGGUUCACAAAAGAACAACUGAUCAUCAGCAAAAUCAAACCCUUGCUUGCAGAUCAGAUUCCACAACAGAGUUAACAGAACAUCAUGCAUCAUCACACUACCUUCUCAAUGGAUCAGUCCUCAACAAUAACAACAUGGCUGUUGAAUUAACAACCCACAUGAGUGGUUCUGGAAGCAGAAACCAAGCCCCCCCACAUGUUGGCUUCUAUGCUCAACAGUCACCAUUUGAUUUCUUCUCUGGUGAUAGAAGCAAUAUUGACAUGGUGGGAAAGUCUAUCAGUCAUAUCAGAAGCUGGGACAGUACUGGUGAUGAAUUUCAUAAUCAUCAUCACCAUCAACAACAUUAUCAACAUCAUCAACAACAUCAUCAAGUGUCUGGUUUCUACCCACAUUAUCCCCAACAAUAUCUGAUGGGGACACAACAGCCAAACAAUCACAAAUUUUACUGUCUGUCAUCAAGUUCCUCAUCAGCAUCAACAACAACAAGAACAACAUUACCCCAUGUUUCCUUUGCAGAAAAAACAGGUAAAGUUCUGAUGACUGACCCCUCAGAUGCUGUUCCACCUCCUCCAUUUUUCGACUUCCUUGGAGUAGGAGCCACAUGACAUGAUGGUGAUGAUGAUCCAAAAAGCUGCAGAGUUUCCCGGAAAUUCCUCAUGUAGGUGUGGUCCAACAUAACUCAGAAGCCAUUCCAGGCAAAUAGAAAGGAUAGUAUCAGUUUGGUCUCUGGCCGGCGUCAUCACUUGUGUUGUUGAUUGUGAUAUUAUCACGUUUCUGUUUCUCUACUGUGAUUUUAAUUUCCUUUCUUUAAUUUCUUUCCACAGGGGGGCCUUUUCCAUACUAUUCACAAAUAAUGAUAGUUCCAUUCGAUUAUUAAUUA
Lotus japonicus is the source of this 1872-nucleotide messenger RNA. Its product is annotated as transcription factor MYB117-like. The coding region runs from base 218 to 1597 and encodes 459 amino acids. The transcript is spliced from 3 exons. Gene Ontology annotation, molecular function: DNA-binding transcription factor activity, RNA polymerase II-specific; RNA polymerase II cis-regulatory region sequence-specific DNA binding. NCBI's taxonomy places the organism in Eukaryota, Viridiplantae, Streptophyta, Magnoliopsida, Fabales, Fabaceae. Gene Ontology annotation, biological process: regulation of DNA-templated transcription. The record is from RefSeq and is a predicted model, not a curated record. Gene Ontology annotation, cellular component: nucleus.